CCGAGGUGCUCCUCGUUGCCGACAGAUUGGGAGGCGUCGCGACCAGACCCUCGAACGAUCAUUGGUGUCCAUCACUCACAGCUGUGAUCCUCGCGACAGAAAUGUCAAGUGAUACGUGACGUCGUGUACAAUACCUUAAGUUGUUAAUUACCAGAGACACCUGACGGGUAGGAGAGAGACCUUGUACUGUCAGGCAGCAGGGCAAGGACAGGGCCCACAGAGACAGUGAGUGAGACAGACAGACAGAGCCGUGUGUAUGGUGGCGAGGCCCUGGACCAUACAACAGUGAGUGCCGUGUUGACCGUGGAUGGCCCGGGUGUUGGUGAGUGAGUGACACACGGAGGCCACCGCUGCCACACACAACACGACAACAUCCGCAGACAUGAUGAGCGCCUUCCCGUACCCGGCCAUGUUGGGGGUGCAGCACCUGAUGGGCGGGGACAUGCGCCCCGCCUCCCAGCUCGGCCCCGCCCGCCGCCCCGACCAUGACCCCACCACGCCCACGCCCUACUAUCACCGCGACGCCCACCACGCCCAAACCAGAGACGACCACACUGCCGCCCGUGACUCCAUGCAGCAGCUACUGCGUAAUGACCUUCUGGGUCUCAACCGCAGCCAGAUGGUGUCACGGGACCUACCGCGGGACAUGGCCGGGGCGGCCGGUCAGGACGAAGCGGGAGUCCCACGGAGCCUACCUUCCCUCCAGCAGCUAGACCACUCUAUGGCCGGCAACAUAGAGAACCAGGAUCCCGCCAGUGGUCGCGGGUCGCCUCCCGUCAAGGAAGAAAGGGAUCCCCGCGAUGACGGCACCGGUGGCUCGUGCAGUGACGAUGAUACCUCCCGCGGCCCGGGUUCCCAGGCGGGAGCCCUCACGUCCACUGGGAAGAAAGUUCGUCAGCAGAAACACGUGAGACUCUCUAUUAAUGCACGGGAGCGGCGACGGAUGCACGACCUGAACGACGCACUAGACGAGUUGCGCUCUGUUAUUCCCUAUGCUCAUUCCCCCUCCGUUAGGAAGCUCUCUAAGAUCGCCACGCUCUUACUGGCUAAGAACUUCAUCUUGAUGCAGUCCAAUGCUAUCGAGGAGCUGCGGCGCGUCGUGACCUACCUGAAUCAGCCAGGAGCCCACUUGCCGCAUCUGCCACCCUCAGUAGCCUUUGACACAGGUACCGGUCUGGGGACGGAGGCUGUCCUACCUACCACAGCAGGCUUCCCUCGCCUCCCCCCACAGAGCCACAACCCCAGCCCGCCUCGGAAUAACAAACUGCAGCAGCCACUCUUUACCGACCCCUCGCCGCCCUACAAGUCUCAGUCAUAACGAGGCUGGUGCACCAGGAGGCGGCGAGGGCGUGGCAGGGGGCAGGAGCACCCACAAGGCGAGACACAAGUGGGAAACCACACAACAGCCAUCUCUCCCCAGUAGUUCUUCAGGUUGUGCAUCCGCCGCCUCUCCCGUGCGUUGACAGGCAGCCAUGUCGGAAUUUCACUUAGAAAACGAUAUAUUUAUCCGCUUAUCUCUUGAAGCCCCACCAACAUUAUCACUCUCUUCACCUCCACCAUACUGUCUCUUUCUUCAUUAAGUUUCAAAUGUAAAACAUUAACACUGCAUCUCAGUGUUUAAUACUGUUAUCGCGACAUUUGGCUGCCGUUUCUUAUUGAUAAACCUUGUUACUAUCUGAACCACCGACUGAUUUCAGUGACGUUUUUAUAGUUUCCACCACCGUCUGUCCCUCAUGUCUCACUUCUCUUCAUUCUUCAUAUACUAUUUUUUUUUGUUAAACUAUAGAUAUUUUUAAGUAUUUAAACUGUGGCCGCAUUGUUUCCUUUUUUUUUCUUCUACGUUUGCUACUGUCUCUAAAUUUUAUUCCAGGUUUUCUCUCUUACUUUCUUCCUCUUGUCUCCUCCAUACUCCCCUUUAGUCACGCGUUCCGAGUUAUUCCUCCAUGCGUCUACUCCCCCGUCAACGAGUCCCUCCGUGUCUUCGUCAACGACUCCCUCCAUUAAUUUUCCCUCCAUGAGGACGAUUUUCUUUCUUCACGUUGAGGAAGGUGACAACCUCCCUGAGUGACCCCGACCAGUGCAGCCCUCCACCCCCUGGUAUGUACUGUAGCAUCAUGUACUCCCCUCCCCUCACUCUCUCGACUUGAUGCUUCGUGGAACAAGUGUAUGUGAAAUGUGUUUAUAAAUUUUGGACGUGUGACCAGCCAGGAUGAGCUAGUUUGUCGGGAUCGUGUGUGGAUAGUUUGUUUGUCAGAUCAGUGUGAAUAGCAGACAACCAAGUCAGCAUGACUAGCUAGCCUUUUCUGUGUACAGUUAUUGUCAAGAUAAAUGUAAUUUUUCACACAGAGAUACUUCAAGUUUAUUUCUAGUCCCUUGCACAAUGACAAAUCUAUGAGUGUGUGCCCUUUGUAAAUAAUGAUAAGAGUAUUGUAUGUAUUGUAUAUUGAAGGGUCAAGAAUAAAGUGAUGUUAUUAAUAAA
Homarus americanus (American lobster) is the source of this 2479-nucleotide messenger RNA. It is a transcript of the gene Oli, whose product is annotated as class E basic helix-loop-helix protein 22-like. Lineage: Eukaryota; Metazoa; Arthropoda; Malacostraca; Decapoda; Nephropidae. Gene Ontology annotation, molecular function: protein dimerization activity. The record is from RefSeq and is a predicted model, not a curated record. The coding region runs from base 383 to 1318 and encodes 311 amino acids. The transcript is spliced from 2 exons.